AUGAAUAAAUACACAUUAAUUUUUAGGGAUGAAAAUACUGAAAAAAAAUAUUAACAUUAGAAAAAAUAUGGACUAAAUAUAAUAAUUGGAGGAAUGGUUAUUAGUUUUAUCUUAAGGACCAUUAUGAAAGUAAUUAAUUUUGAAUGGGUGAAUACAGGAAUAAAUUUGGGAGUUGUGGCUAUGUUAAUUUUUUUGAGAAGUUAUUCAAAAUAUUACCUAUUAAAACGAUUAAGCCUAAUAAUUACAAAUUGUGGAUUAUCAAUUUUUACAUUUAUUUAUGAAGAACCUAGUAAUAAUAUGUAUUCUCAUUUAAGAGGUGCAAAUAGUGCUUUAAGUUCAUUAAUAAUUGUAUUAUCUGGUGAUUUUCCAGAAAGUGUAGUUUAAAUUAUAUUUAUAUAAGUAACAAAAGGAAUAUAUACAAUUUUAUAUAGCUCUUAAAAUGAAUAUGAAAUAUUAACAGGUAAUAUAUUAAUAAUGAUAAUAUUAAUAUAUUAUUUAUAUUUUCAUCAUAAAGCAAUAAGAUCAUAAUAUUUAUUAACUUUAGUAGAAUAAAAAUGGGAAAAUGUAUUAGAAAGUAUAAUAGAAAAUCAAUCAUAUUUUAUUAUUAAUUUUAUUUAAGAUACAUAUUAAUUUUAAAUAUAAUCUUAACAUAAUUGUGAAUAAUAUUUUUAUGAUAAAGAUUAUAAAACAUUUUUAAGAUAAUCUUAAAUUGAAAAAUCUAAUUUAGAACAUUAUUUCUUUUAAUAAAUAUAACUACAUUUAAAUAAUCAUAAUCCUAUUAAUUCAUCAAUUAUAUUUGUUAAAAAUUCAUUAUCUUUAUUUAAACUUAAAUAUUCUAUUUAUUUUACUACUUAACCUACUAUUUUAAUUAUAUUUGAAACUGUUUAAUAAUCAAAAAAUAGAAAUAUUAAUUUACUUUAUAAUAAAAUUAUAUUGUAUNAGAUAUUUUUACUUAAUUUUCUGAUUACAAUCAUUGUAUAUGAUGUUAUGCAAAAUCACAAAAGACUUUCCAUUUCUUGA
This is a messenger RNA of Paramecium primaurelia, 1020 nucleotides long. The record is from the annotation of a GenBank genome assembly. Lineage: Eukaryota; Ciliophora; Oligohymenophorea; Peniculida; Parameciidae.